CCUUCCCCUGCAGGCUCGCUCUCUGAUUUUUUCUUUUCUCAGUUCCUCCAGUUGUUGUCUGAGCCACAGAGGCCACUUUAAAUGUAGCACCAGGACAAGAUGGCUGAUUUAUCCCUGCUUCAGGAAGAUUUGCAGGAGGAGAUUGACGGAUUUGGUGUGGAUGACUACAGCUCAGAGACUGAUGUCAUUAUUGUACCUUCAGCCCUGGACUUUGUUUCACAAGAUGAGAUGUUGACGCCGCUGGGAAGACUGGAUAAAUACGCUGCAAGUGAAAACAUAUUUAACAGACAAAUGGUGGCUCGGACUUUACUGGAUACCUUAAAGGCGGUAAGCGAGGAUGAGAGGGACUGCAUCGCUGUGCUGGAGCGGGUUAGCAGACUGGCAGAUGAUUCAGAGCCCACAGUGCGAGCUGAAUUAAUGGAGCAGGUUCCUCACAUAGCUAUUUUCUGCCAAGAAAACAGGCCUUCCAUUCCUUAUGCUUUCUCCAAAUAUUUAUUACCGAUUGUGGUCGCAUACCUUGCAGACCAAAAUAAUCAGGUUCGAAAGACGAGUCAGGCAGCACUCUUGGUGCUCCUAGAGCAGGAACUCAUUGAGAGAUACGACAUUGAGACCAAAGUUUGUCCUGUCCUCGUGGAUCUGAUAGCCCCCGACAGCAACGAUGAUGUGAAAACAGAAGCCAUGGCCAUAAUCUGUAAAAUGGCACCGAUGGUGGGGAAAGAUAUCACAGAGAGACUCUUCCUCCCCAGGUUUUGUGAGAUGUGCUGUGACUGCAGGAUGUUUCAUGUUCGCAAGGUAUGUGCAGCCAAUUUUGGAGACGUCUGUACUGUGGUGGGUCAAGAGGCUACAGAGGAGUUGCUGCUGCCCCGGUUCUUCCAGCUCUGCUCUGAUAACGUGUGGGGGGUACGGAAAGCCUGUGCGGAGUGUUUCAUGACCGUUUCCUCUGCAACGUCUCAGGGAGUCCGAAGGACAAAGCUCUCCUCCCUCUUUAUCAACCUUAUCAGUGACCCCUCCAGAUGGGUUCGACAAGCUGCCUUUCAGUCUCUUGGCCAGUUUAUCUCUACGUUUGCGAACCCUGCAAGCUCUGGUCAGUAUUUCAAAGAGGACGAGGAGCCAGAAGACACUACCAACACUCGGUUCCAUAGCAGUUCGGAAGCAGAGACUGAAGUGCCCUCUUCUAAAUCUGGGGUCAGCACUUGUGGGGAAGAUGCAACCACAAAGACUGAGGAGAAUGGUCAACACUGUUGCAAGACAGGGGAGAACUUGCAGCCUUCUGAGAUAUUGCAGAACCCCCAGUCUUGGGAGACGGAGGAGAAAUCCCAGAGCUGUGAGACAAGGGAGAGCGAGCAAUGCUCUGACAUCAAAAACCAUCGAUGUUGCCAGAUAGAAGAGAGACAACAGUUCUGUGACUCAACAUCAUCUAGCAGCCAACAAGGAGAGGAGGAGAAGGACAACGUCACCCAAGUGUUGCCGUCCCUACGGGACUCUGCUCCACAGAACUGUGGGAGAACCACUUUAGAGAGUCAGCCUUUAAUCUGCACUUCCAGUCGUGCAGAACCAGCAGAUGCUGCCACCGCCACCACCACUACAUCUUCCUCCUGUACACUGUCGGGGACCAUCUCUAAGGAUAAACCCAUCCCUGAGCAGGAACUGUACAACUCAUUCCAUUACUGGAGGACUCCUCUCCCCCUCAUCGACCUGGAGGUGGAGCUGCAGGAGGCACAGGAGGCCCAAGAGACACAGAAGGGAUCCCAAGAGACCCAUUCAUCACAGAGCCCGUUGUCUUCCAUCAGCCCAGCCCGGAGGAAGGAGCUGGAGGAAAUGAUCGAGAACCUUGAGCCGCACGUCGAUGACCCUGAUGUUAAAGCACAAGUUGAUGUGUUGACUGCAGCCCUGAGAGCCUCAACACUAGGAUCCCAGCUGGAAAACUCUACCCACAAGCCUUUUGAUAACAGGAUAGAGACCCAGAGGGAAGCAGCCACCCCAGACCACUUCAGUACAGAUGCAGUGCCUUUAAUCACUGACACAGCAGAUAUAGAGAGCCUGGAAUCCACCCUGGGGUUCAUCCACGGGGACGACUCUGAGAUGAGCGACUGCAGCCUCAGUCCAGAGGAAGAGAGGAAAUGCAAACAGCAGGAUGUGGUACCUCAGGCCCUGCUGGAUCAGUACCUGUCCAUGACAGAUCCCUGUCGAGCUCAGACUGUAGAUACUGAGAUUGCUAAACAUUGUGCUCACAGCCUUCCUGGAGUGGCACUUACCCUGGGCAGGCAGAACUGGCACUGUCUGAAGGACACCUAUGAAACCCUGGCCUCUGACAUGCAGUGGAAGGUGCGAAGGACACUAGCCUUCUCUAUCCACGAGGUGGCCGUCAUCCUGGGAGACCAGCUAACUGCAGCAGACCUCGUCCCCGUCUUCAAUGGCUUUCUCAAGGAUCUGGAUGAAGUCAGGAUAGGGGUCCUCAAGCACUUGUAUGACUUCCUAAAGCUGCUGCACAAGGAGAUGAGGAGGGAGUAUCUUUACCAGCUGCAGGAGUUUCUAGUCACAGACAACAGCAGAAACUGGCGCUUCAGAGCUGAGCUAGCUGAGCAGCUGGUUCUGCUGCUGGAUCUGUACUGUGGCAAAGAUGUUUAUGAUUAUUUGAGGCCUUUAGCAUUCAGUCUUUGUACGGACAGAGUUUCUUCGGUUCGCUGGACCUCUUAUAAGCUGAUUUGUGAGAUCAUAAAGAAGCUUUCCUCAGAUUCACAGUUGGUUGCAGAUUUCAUGGCUGAGCUUGUUGAUAAAUUCUGCCACUGCUCUAAAUGGUCGGGUCGCCAGGCUUUUGCCUUUGUCUGCCAGUCUGUGAUUGAAGAUGACUGCAUCUCCAUGGACCUGUUUGCUGAGCACCUGCUGCCUCCCCUGCUACAGCUGGCGUCUGACCCUGUUCCCAACGUCAGAGUCCUCCUCGCCAAAACCCUCCGGCAUAGCCUUCUGGAAAAAGACUAUUUCAUACACUCUGCCAGCUCACACCAGGAAGCCUUGGAGCAGACCUUGGUGGCACUCCAGAUGGAUCUGGACAAGGACGUCCAGUACUUUGCCAGCGUUCACCCUGCCAACACCCGUUUAGCUGAUGACGCCAUGAGCACAACCUCUUCCACAUACUGAGCACCCCCAGCCAAUCCCUGACCGCCAUUGCCUACACCCUGCUGCCCCUAGGAAGAGCUCCAGAGGGCAACAGGACAGAGAUGAUGGGAGGGACUUCACCCCACCAUCUACCCUUGACUACAUGGAGAGAAUUUCUCUCCAAACUACCUGAAAAAAGGUGGCAAUUCAGCCACCCAAUGAAUACUGGCACUACAGUAAUACAGCAUCUUUGGAAUGACUAAAUACUUUGAGAGGGCAUCUCUCACAGACAUCUACCAGAAUCUUUGUCUCUCUCUCUUUUUUUUCACUUGAUACUGCUCUCCCAAUUUUUUUUUAUUUUUUAUUUUCUUGCCACCGAAGCCUUAAGAGAGUCUUCCUAAAAUGAAAAAAAAUACUUGAAUGCUUACAGCGGGUUUAGUUAAAGAAAGAGGAUUUCAGUUCUCAAAUCAUUCCUCUGUAAAAAAAAAAAAAAAAAAAAAAAAAAAAAAGUAAAUAAGUAAAAAAUUUUAAACAACUCAUUAUUAGUAGUGAAAGCCAGUAAGCCCAAGCUUUUAUUGAACUGUGUCAAAAUAAAAGAAGUCUCAUUUACAGUUUAGUUUUGUGUUUUUUAUAUCUGUGUAAAUGACUUCAUCACAAGCUGCAUAAAGUGUACAAAGUACUGUACUAGCGUUCUAUGUGAACUCAAGAAUUGUUUGGAAAUGUAGCGCAGUUUAUCUUAAGGGCUUAGAGCUGCAAUGUUAUGUUUUUAAACUCUAGUGCAGCACAUUGCUGUACCCAUGUGCUGAACCAAUGCAUAGUUGGUUUUUGUAUUAUUGAUGAAACAAUUUGUGAUUGUUUUUUUUUAAGCUGCCAUGUUGUCAAUAAAAGUAAGUAAAAGGUUAGCACACAUAAUUGAAGUCAGGUAUUUUAACUUGAUCAUGAAAUCCUGCACCUUCUCUUUUCCUUUGGGUUAUUUUCAUGUUCUGUACAUAUCUACGGGCCAUCGUUACAAUUGACCAUGUUUACAAGUUUGUUCUCUACCUGCCCAAAUAAAAUAAAUGCAGACAUGUUGCUGUUGGCUUUCAAAGUUUA
Molecule: messenger RNA, 4188 nt
Organism: Polyodon spathula (Mississippi paddlefish)
Lineage: Eukaryota; Metazoa; Chordata; Actinopteri; Acipenseriformes; Polyodontidae
Product: serine/threonine-protein phosphatase 4 regulatory subunit 1-like
Exons: 20
Coding region: 100-3138 (1012 amino acids)
Biological process (GO): protein dephosphorylation
Molecular function (GO): protein binding; protein phosphatase regulator activity
Source: RefSeq, a predicted model, not a curated record